Tuber melanosporum (Perigord truffle) is the source of this 294-nucleotide messenger RNA. RefSeq lists its product as uncharacterized. Lineage: Eukaryota; Fungi; Ascomycota; Pezizomycetes; Pezizales; Tuberaceae. The transcript is spliced from 3 exons. The coding region runs from base 1 to 294 and encodes 97 amino acids. The record is from RefSeq and is a predicted model, not a curated record.
AUGUUUAAUUGCAGUUGCACCACAUGGUGGGGCACUUAUUAUUUCCCCUCCGUCACUUUCUUCCUCCACUUUCCUCACCACAACUUUCACUGCUUUGACAAACAGCUUAUAAUUUACAGAGACACUAAAGCUCAUACACAUCUCCCCUCCUGCGCCCGGGACCAGGCCCUUGCACAUAUUUGCAUCGUCACACCCGGUAGUAGCCUACAAUUUCAUAAGAGGCCUCUGACCCCCCUACUUUCCCUGUGGCCGAUUGAAAACAGCUCCUCCCCCGGAAUCAAUUUCGAGCCUUGA